This is a messenger RNA of Myiozetetes cayanensis, 1817 nucleotides long. RefSeq names its product myosin heavy chain IB-like. NCBI's taxonomy places the organism in Eukaryota, Metazoa, Chordata, Aves, Passeriformes, Tyrannidae. The record is from RefSeq and is a predicted model, not a curated record. The transcript is spliced from 3 exons. The coding region runs from base 50 to 352 and encodes 100 amino acids.
UCUGGCGUCUUCUUGCAAAUUAAAAAAAAAAAAUGGUGCGAGAAAAACAAUGCGGGUAGAGCCGGGCUGGAAGGCGCCUGGCGGGGCAGGCAGCGGCGGGACGGGCUCCCGGCGGCUUCGGCCGCGCCGCCGCCUCGGCUCCCCCGCGCCCGGGGCAGGGGCAGGGGGUGCAGUGCCGGGGGCGAGCGAGGCGGCGGAGAGUGCUCGCCCCCCGCGCCUCCGGGGGCCGCCGCAGGAGACAACAAACCUGGUUCCUGAGAGUUUGAUUUGGAGGGAGACCAAACCACUUCUGCCUGCGGAUGAAGGUGUUCCACUGUGUUACCCUCAUGUCAAAAUGGGUGAAGAUGGAUAAUUAUGAACCACAUGGACAGACAGUGAAGACUGCAUAACCCACCAAGUGACAAGACACAGGCUACGUUUUUUCACACUGAUGUUAUAAGAAGAAAGUGUUAUAAAAAUCAGUCAUGGAUUCACCAUGUGUAGCGACGGCCUCCGUCACCCCCCUCCAUGAACCCCUAUCCUGCAUCCUGGUGCUGCAGUUCUGGAACCCUGUACAUUAGAGCCUUGCCAUGGGCCCUCUUAACUCCUCAGCUCAGGGUGCUGGUUAGAGGGAGCUGGUCCUGCAAGAAGCAAACACAUCCCAGAGACUUGCCUAUGUAAGUCUGUGAGGGCAAACUCAUUCCCUUUGACUGAGCACCCUUCUGAGGGAAAUGACAAAAGUUUGUUGCAAACGUUUGUGACAAUUUGCUACAGAGCCAUUUGGGUCUGUAGGUCACUGAUAAGACUUCGGGAUUAUGAACUGGAACAAAAAUCUCAGUGAAACAGUUCAAUAAUUACUUGAUUUUUUUUAACUAUAAUUUGUCAUGAAGAAAAAGAGAACACCUCAUCCAAAGGCAAUUUUACUGGAGGGAUUGUUCCGACACAAGCAGCAGGCAGCAAGGGAGGUGCCAGCCCAGGGAAAAUGUGCAUGGGACCAUUGGCAGGACACCUAUGGGAAGGUAAAACCUAAAAAUCCACGUGAACUCUUCAGAAUAUCAGUCGACAGUAUUGCAGCUCAUGGCAAUAAAGUUCCCACCUUAACAAUUCAGUAGGAAAUGGUGCAAAUCAAUAGAGAGCUUACUGAAAAGCACCCAAAGUCAGAGCCUGAUCCAUAUUUAGAACAACUAAGUUUCAGAGCAUGCAUGGAGCUGUCACCUGAGGACAUUUUUUCUAACAGAAAACCGAAACCAAGACUAACUGCAUCAUUAGACACUGGGGACUUGCAGGAAUGGAGAGUGGGAUAGCAAAGCAAACUCCUCAGUUAAACUCAGUGCUCUCAAAUCCAUCUCAUCCCAGAAUAGGGGUGAGAGCUGGAACUGAACUUCAUGGGGUUUCUGAGCUUCCUGGAAACUGCAGAUGUGUAUUUUUUAUAGUAAUUGCUAUGUAAGUGAUCCUUUCAAUUUCUUCCAUACAUCCUUUUAAUACCCUCUGCAGAUCCAUCAGCAUUCACUGGUUAUUGUGUGACCUGAUCCAUUCAGUCAGCUUGUAUUAAAGCACUGGUCUUUGGUAUGCAUGAAAGAAAAUCAUUUUAUUUUGUAUUACACAAACAGGGUCAGGCCCACAUUUAAUGUAAACCUGAAAUGUGCACUGCUUUAUGGCCCUUUCAGGUACUAUAUUUAUGCAAAACCAUCUAUUUGGAAUAUGAAACUUGCUAUGCAUUCAGAGUGUUCAAUUUAAAUACAGCUGCUCUUGUUAUUUCUUCAAGUAUGAUUUCAGAGGUUUUAUAUUUACAUUGUUAUAUAAAUAAAGUUAAUCAGAUGGUUGAGCAGAUACUGUGA